Molecule: messenger RNA, 1744 nt
Organism: Penicillium brasilianum
Lineage: Eukaryota; Fungi; Ascomycota; Eurotiomycetes; Eurotiales; Aspergillaceae
Source: the annotation of a GenBank genome assembly
CUCUUAUCUUAUCGGCUGCGCUCACUCAUCUAAUCGUUUGGCAACUUCUCGACUUCCACUUUCUUUCAACACCAACAGUCGAUGAGCCAGCCAUGGCAUCACCUCCGCCAUCAAAGGCCCUGGCCAAGCGGCCGGAUGGUCAGCUGAUGCCACCUCCUCCAGCUCCAAAACGAAUCAAACGCCCCGCCACCGUCCUCGACGAAGACGUCUACACCAACGCUCUUUCACACAUCAUCGCCCGCGAUUUCUUCCCUGGUCUACUAGAAACCCAAGCCAAGCAAGAGUAUCUAGAUGCGCUGGACUCCAAGGAUAAAGCAUGGAUUACUAGCUCCAAGAAACGCCUCGCAGACGUUAUGCGCACGCCGACGCCCGGCUCAAAUGCGCGACGGAAAAUAGAUUCGGGUUCUGUGGCGGGCACCCCGAUGCAUUUUCCGGCAGCUGGCUCCGAUGAGACUCCUCGUGGAUGGGGAGGGGAUACUCCCAUGUCUGUCGCGUCUACUGCAACAUCUGCCACGACGAGGGAGGGCCUGGAGGUUCCCGACGUCUCUAACAUGGGCCUGAUGGCCUUCCAGAGCAAGUACACCAGUGAAGACAACGAAUCCUUCAAUACUGUCCUCGACAAGCAAAACACGAAGAAACGGGAGAAAUAUGCUUUCCUCUGGAAUAACAAUAAGAUUCCCUCCGCCCGCCAAAUUGCCCAUCACCAGCAAGAAGUCAAGCGCAUCACUGCACAAGGUGGCAACCCCGAAACUAGUCUCGUUAAGCGGGGCGAUUCUGAAGUUGCCAUCAAAACAGACCUUGAUGCACGGCCUGCGAGACCUGAUGCAUGGAAUUCCCGCCCGGACAACGGUCUCAUGUUCCUCCCGUCUUCGAUCGAGGAUACGCACGAGACGCUGCACCAACAAGCAGAGGCAGCCUCACGCGCAGGCCCGAAACGAACACUCUAUCAAAACACGCGCCUGCUAGAUGUAGACGCUGCCGCCGCUGCAGACGCCACAUCCUCCGUCCCCGACUCGCCUUCAAUCUCCGCAAUCCAAGAUGCAAUCGCCGGUCGGCCGCGCUUCAGUGAAUCAGAAGCCUCCGCAGUUCCGGGCGGCGAGACACCCCGCGUCAAUGGCUACGCUUUCGUUGACGAAGACGAACCCGAACCGGAGCCCGCCCCCGAAGACCCCUUCGAAGCAGACUGGCGUCUCCUCGGGCGCUCAUCAGAUACAACGCCGAAUCCAUUCCAACUCCGCGAAACUCGCAAGCGCGAGGCCCUACACCACCGCAUGGUAGAUCGCGUCUCGCGCUCUAAACGCGCUGAAAAGGCUGCCCGUACGAUAAAAACUCCUGUCACCGUGACCCCGCGCUUUGCCAGUAGUCCCCGCGUGGACUUUGGACUUCGAGGUACACCGGGUGGUCCAGUUCCCGGUGGCCAGGGCAAGAUGCUGACGCCUGCUGCACAUAAAUUGUUGUCGCAGGUUGGUGGGAGUACACCGAGGGGAUCGGGAUCGGGGGCUACGGGGAAGUCUGGAUUGGGAAAUAUCUGGACUCCAACGCCGCGGCGGAAGUAAGCUGGUGCGUUUUGGGAGUAUCGUCGCUGGUGCUGGGUUUAAUGGAUUAUGACUUAUGAUAUCAAUGGUUUGGGGCGUUCUUUUGGGAGAUGUAUAUAUAGAGGAGGUUGCUCAUGCAUAUUUAAUCGAUGGACAGCCAUGGUGCUGUAUCAAUCAAGUUCAAAGGGGUUACAACGCCCUCAUGGAAA